This is a messenger RNA of Triticum dicoccoides, 2070 nucleotides long. RefSeq names its product transcription factor EAT1-like. The record is from RefSeq and is a predicted model, not a curated record. Gene Ontology annotation, molecular function: protein dimerization activity. Gene Ontology annotation, biological process: regulation of DNA-templated transcription; anther wall tapetum development. The coding region runs from base 428 to 1831 and encodes 467 amino acids. The transcript has 4 exons. NCBI's taxonomy places the organism in Eukaryota, Viridiplantae, Streptophyta, Magnoliopsida, Poales, Poaceae.
UUCUGAAAGAAUAACUACACCAGUGCAUUCAUAAAAUAUGGUAAGGGGGCAGAAGGCAUGACCUACAUUUCUCAACUUCCUAUGGGUGAAUAACAUCAAAGAUGCCAAAUUCAAAGGGUGUGAGCUUUCCGUCUUUCUCGUUUCUGUCUCCUGAUAAUAACAGAAACAAUAAUAACCAUAUGAUAGUCCUUCGCAUUGACCUUUAGUAUGGGCGCAUUCUGUUAUUUUCUAUCCCAUCAUUUUUGUGUGACAACCAAAUUAUGGUUUCAUGACUUGCCGCUAUAAUAUUCUUGGCAUAGCACAGAAACAAGGCUUCAUGAGUCUUUGAGUUGCAGCUUCAUGAACAAAGCCUCGCUCAUUCAAUCAUCAGGCAGCUGUACCAAAAAGAUAGAUUUGGAUUGAAGGUGCCAGGCACUGUUUCGUCAAAAUGAUUGUUGGAGGUGACUAUUUUGAAGGUUCCCAUGAUCACAAUCUCAUGACAGGAUCUUUGACCCAUGAUUCUUCUCUGGCUCCUAAAUGCAACGACAACACAAAUAUUGAGCUACAGAGAUUCAAGGUGCAGUCGUUUUCUGCAGAUAUCCUUUCUGAUUCGACCAAUCUUUCUUCUGAAGCUGCAAGAGCAAUCAACCACCUUCAGCAUCAACUAGGAAUUGGUUUGGAGCAGGAUAUGCGACCAGUGGAAACUGCAACCUGGGAUACUUCUAUCUGCACCAUUCAAGACCAAAUAAUCAACCAUCAGCUUAGCGAAGAUCCACAAAACAUAUUGGUGCAACAACAGAUUCAACAGUAUGAUCCUGCGCUUUAUCCAAACAGUGGUUACACACCAGCACCUGAUCUCUUAAACCUUCUCCACUGCACUGUGGCUCCAGUGUUCCCUGCAACAGCAUCAGUCUUUGGUGAUACAGCACUAAGUGGUGGUACCAACUAUUUGGAUCUUAAUGGUGAGUUUACAGGAGUGGCAGCAAUUCCUGACAGUGGAUUAAUGUACACUAGUGAUCCGGCAUUGCAGUUAGGGUACCAUGCUGCCCAGUCUCACGCACUAAACGAUAUCUGCCAUUCACUGCCGCAAAAUUAUGGGCUGUUCCCCAGUGAGGAUGAAAGAGAUGCCAUGCUUGGGGUUGGAAGUGUCGGAGGAGAUCUUUUUCAGGAUAUGGAUGACAGGCAAUUUGAUACUGUACUGGAGGGCAGAAGAGGGAAGGGUGAGUUCGGAAAGGGAAAAGGAAAAGCUAACUUUGCGACAGAGAGAGAGAGGAGGGAACAGCUAAAUGUGAAGUAUAAGACUUUAAGAAUGCUCUUCCCCAAUCCUACCAAGAAUGACAGGGCUUCAGUAGUAGGUGAUGCCAUUGAAUACAUAGAUGAGCUGAAUCGAACAGUGAAGGAACUGAAGAUCCUAGUGGAACAGAAGUGGCAUGGGACUAAUAGGAGAAAGAUAAGAAAGUUGGAUGAAGAGGCCGCUGCUGAUGGUGAAAGCUCAUCGAUGAGGCCAAUAAGGGAUGAGCAAGACAAUCAGCUUGAUGGGGCCAUAAGAAGCUCAUGGGUUCAGAGGAGGUCCAGGGAGUGCCAUGUUGAUGUUCGCAUAGUGGAAAAUGAAAUAAACAUCAAGCUCACAGAAAAGAAGAAGACCAACUCCUCCCUGCUUCAUGUUGCAAAGGUUCUUGAUGAAUUCCAUCUUGAGAUCAUCCAUGUGGUUGGAGGGAUUAUUGGUGAUCACUACAUAUUCAUGUUUAACACUAAGGUGUCUGAAGGUUCCUCAAUUUAUGCUUGUGCAGUGGCAAAGAGGAUCCUUCAAGCAGUGGAUGCACAACACCAGGCACUUGACAUAUUCAACUAGGCAUUAGCACCCAUAGUAACUAUUUGAAGAAGUUCCUAGUCUACUACUCUCCCUGGGGAGAGUCGUAAUUUUAUUUUCUGUCAGUCUAUCCGUGAGGAAAGUUAUUAGAACAGGCUUGGAGAGAACUUUGUCUUUACCAUUAGCUAGCUCGGAAAACAAACAAAAAAAUCUGGCAUGCCUAACUGUUUACUGUUAUCACUUAUCUAGCUCUACCAGAAAUGAUUUGACUCACUGCCUCA